Messenger RNA from Fraxinus pennsylvanica, 3075 nucleotides. The record is from the annotation of a GenBank genome assembly. NCBI's taxonomy places the organism in Eukaryota, Viridiplantae, Streptophyta, Magnoliopsida, Lamiales, Oleaceae.
AUGGUGUUUAUCAAAUCCCCUGAUAACAAAACCCUAGCUUUAGAUCUAAGCCCAAAUACUACCUCUCUUGAAGCUCUGACUCUACAAAUUCAGCAAAAUUACCGAAUACCAGUUUCCCAGCAGCGCCUCUACUUGUCUCCCCGCCUGUUAUCUCUCCCUCAAAACGCCGCGGUUUUGCUUUCCCAGCUUGGCGUUUCCCAAAACUCAACCCUAACCCUACACGUCCCGCUCAUUGGCGGUAUGCAAGCCCCGGUGCAACCCAAGGGUAGAUUAGACUUUCUUAGUACGAAACCGCCGGCGAAUUAUGUCGCUGGACUGGGACGUGGUGCUACUGGGUUUACUACACGUUCUGACAUUGGUCCGGCCCGGGCAGCACCUGACCUACCCGAUCGCUCGGCUGCGGCUAUUGGGGCUCCUGGGGCAUCUGGUGUUGGCAGGGGACGUGGGAAAGGUCUUGGGGAGGAGGAAGAGGAGGAGGAGAACGAAGAGAAGGGGUAUGAUGAAAACCAAAAAUUUGAUGAGUUUGAAGGAAAUGAUGUGGGGUUGUUUGCAUCUGCGGAGUACGAUGACGAAGAUAAGGAGGCUGACUCUGUGUGGGAGGCUAUAGACCAAAGGAUGGAUUCACGUAGGAAGGAUAGGAGGGAGGCAAGACUAAAACAGGAAAUUGAAAAGUAUCGUGCUUCGAAUCCAAAAAUUACGGAACAAUUCGCAGAUUUGAAGAGGAAGUUGCACACAUUGUCAAGUCAAGAGUGGGAGAGUAUCCCGGAAAUAGGGGAUUAUUCUAUGAGGAAUAAGAAGAAGAGAUUCGAGAGUUUUGUCCCAAUUCCUGAUACAUUAUUAGAGAAGGCGAGGCAGGAGAAAGAGCAUGUGACCGCAUUGGAUCCAAAGAGUAGGGCUGCUGGUGGGACAGAGACUCCAUGGGCGCAAACCCCGGUUACGGAUUUGACUGCUGUGGGGGAGGGAAGAGGUACUGUGUUGUCACUGAAGUUGGAUAGGCUUUCAGAUUCAGUCUCUGGCUUGACGGUGGUGGAUCCCAAGGGUUACUUGACUGACUUGAAGAGUAUGAAGAUCACAAGUGAUGCAGAGAUUUCAGAUAUUAAGAAGGCUAGGUUAUUGCUCAAGUCAGUGAUACAGACAAAUCCUAAGCACCCACCAGGUUGGAUUGCUGCCGCGAGGCUGGAGGAGGUGGCAGGGAAGAUUCAGGCAGCCAGGCAGUUGAUUGCAAGAGGGUGUGAGGAGUGUCCCAAGAAUGAGGAUGUGUGGUUGGAGGCUUGCCGUUUGUCGAGCAAUGAUGAGGCCAAGGCAGUGAUUGCCAGGGGUGUUAAGGCUAUACCAAAUUCUGUGAAGCUGUGGAUGCAGGCUGCAAAGUUGGAGCAUGAUGAUGUGAAUAAGAGUAGGGUGUUGAGGAAAGGACUCGAGCAUAUUCCAGACUCGGUGAGGCUUUGGAAGGCAGUUGUGGAGCUUGCUAAUGAGGAGGAUGCAAGGCUCUUGCUUCAGAGGGCGGUGGAAUGUUGUCCGUUGUACGUGGAGUUGUGGCUUGCUCUUGCGAGGUUGGAAACUUAUGAGAAUGCAAAGAGGGUGCUCAAUAAAGCAAGGGAAAAGCUUUCUAAAGAACCAGCUAUUUGGAUUACUGCUGCAAAGUUGGAAGAAGCUAAUGGGAAUACUUCCAUGGUUGGGAAGAUCAUAGAAAGGGGUAUUAUGGCUUUACGGAAAGUAGGUUUGGAAAUUGACAGAGAAGCAUGGAUGAAAGAGGCCGAGGCUGCUGAACGAGCUGGUUCUGUUGCAACUUGUCAGGCUAUAAUCCAUAACACUGUUGGGGUUGGAGUUGAGGAAGAAGAUAGGAAACGGACUUGGGUUGCCGAUGCGGAGGAGUGCAAGAAGAGGGGUUCUGUUGAGACAGCGAGGGCAAUAUAUGCUCAUGCGCUUACUGUGUUCUUGACUAAGAAGAGCAUAUGGCUUAAAGCAGCACAGCUUGAGAAGAGCCACGGCACCAGGGAAUCUCUUGAUGUGCUACUGCGUAAAGCAGUCACUUACAUACCACACGCAGAAGUUUUAUGGCUAAUGGGUGCCAAAGAGAAAUGGCUUGCUGGUGAUGUUCCUGCAGCUAGAGCAAUUCUUCAAGAAGCAUAUGCUGCUAUCCCAAAUUCUGAGGAAAUUUGGCUUGCUGCAUUCAAGCUUGAGUUCGAGAACCAUGAGCCUGAGAGAGCAAAGUUGCUUCUUGCGAAGGCACGAGAAAGGGGAGGCACAGAAAGAGUUUGGAUGAAAUCUGCAAUUGUUGAGAGAGAGUUAGGAAACACUGAAGAAGAGAGAAGACUGCUGGAUGAAGGACUAAAACUUUUCCCUGCAUUUUUCAAGCUGUGGUUGAUGCUGGGGCAGCUAGAGGAACGUCUUGGUAAGUUGGAGCAAGCAAAGGAAACUUAUGAGUUGGGCUUGAAGAACUGCCCCAAUUGUAUUCCCUUGUGGCUUUCUCUUGCUCACCUAGAGGAAAGGGUGAAUGGGCUAAGUAAAGCUCGAGCUGUUCUCACCAUGUCUAGGAAGAAGAAUCCUCAGAACCCUGAACUCUGGCUUGCUGCAAUUCGGGCAGAGUCCCGACAUGGCUACAAGAAGGAAGCUGAUAUUCUGAUGGCAAAGGCAUUGCAGGAAUGCCCCAAUAGUGGUAUUCUCUGGGCUGCUUCAAUUGAGAUGGUGCCUAGGCCUCAGCAAAAAACUAAGAGCAGGGAUGCAUACAAAAGAUGUGAUCAGGAUCCUCAUGUCAUAGUUGCAGUGGCUAAGUUAUUUUGGCAUGAGAGGAAGGUUGAUAAAGCUAGGACUUGGUUCAUCAGAGCAGUUACUCUUGCUCCAGAUAUUGGGGAUUUUUGGGCAUGGUACUACAAAUUUGAACUUCAGAAUGGUACCAUUGAGACCCAGAAGGAUGUAUUGGAGAGAUGUGUUGCAGCAGAACCAAAGCAUGGUGAAAAAUGGCAAUCAAUAUCGAAGGCUGUGGAGAAUUCUCAUCAGCCAACAGAAGCCAUCUUGAAGAAAGUGGUUGUUGCACUCGGAAAGGAAGAGAAUGCUGCUGAGAACAAGAAGAACUAG